Messenger RNA from Halichondria panicea, 2000 nucleotides. RefSeq lists its product as uncharacterized. Lineage: Eukaryota; Metazoa; Porifera; Demospongiae; Suberitida; Halichondriidae. The transcript is spliced from 10 exons. The coding region runs from base 114 to 1910 and encodes 598 amino acids. The record is from RefSeq and is a predicted model, not a curated record.
CGCCCACGCAUCUAGAUCAAAAAGUGGGCAGAGCUACAAAGCUUACAAGAAAUCAACAGAACAAGCCCACUCAAAAAAGGCAUUUCCUCCUCUCCUGACUCCCUCAAUUAGCCAUGGCUAGUGCUGUAGCAGGCUCCAGGUUCAAGACCUCCCCCGUCACCAAACGUGUGGCCAUCAAAGCCUUCGUGGAGACCAACAAGCUCUCGUUCAAGAAAGGGCGUGGAUUCUACCAACUCAGCAAGCCGGAGGUUGUACAGGACUACAAAGAGAUCAUCAUUCGCAGGAAGUCAGAUGGUGCUCUAAUUACGGGAGAAAAUGUUCGGGGAGAGCUGGAGAUCCCCAAGUCGUCUAAGAAGCUCACACUUAAUCAGGACGAGCUGCCUGACUUUGAUGUGUUCGUGCAGUCCACCUCUGUAAACAGGGUGCUGCUCCCAGGCACUGACUUCCUGUACGAGGUCGAAGAUGAGCCCGCUAAGGCGAUCCCUCCCACUAAGCCUGUCACUGGUAAGAAGGCCCCAGCCAGAGGAGCCAAACGAAAGGCAGCUGCUGCAGAGCCAUCUGAAGAACCUCCCACUAAAAAAGCACCUGCACGAGCAACAAGAAGUAAAGCUAAAGUUGAAGAGCCAGCUCCGAAAAAGGCACCAGCUCCGAAAAAGACACCAGCUCGAGGCAGUAAAAAGACCGAGUCAACUGCUGCAGCUGCAGCUGCACCAGCGAGGGGAACUAAGAGGAAGGCACCUGCUGACUCCCCUGAGGCGAGUCCAGAGAAAAAGGCUAAAGGCAGCCUACCCAGCCCAUCCAAAAAGGGAGGUGCCUCCACGGCAGCUGUCCUCCCUCCCCCCGGUGGCCCGGUGGAGAUUGUAAUCUCCUUUGACACAACAGGCUCAAUGUACCCCUGCCUAACACAGGUUCGUCGCAAAGUGUCUGAGACUGUGAAGCGUCUCCAGAAGGAGAUCCCAGGCAUUAGAAUAGCCAUCAUUGCACAUGGAGACUACUGUGACUCUGACGUCUACGUCACUAAGAUUCUUGACUUCACCACUGACGAGAAGAAACUGUGCUCUUUUGUAGAGAACGUUGCAUCCACAGGUGGAGGAGAUUGGGAGGAAUGUUAUGAGCUGGUCAUCUAUGAGGCAAGGACAGAGUUGUCCUGGACUCCUGGCACACAGAAAUCUCUUGUGAUGAUUGGGGACGCUAUUCCUCACCCUCCUUCUUACAGCAUGAACACACUCAAAUUAGACUGGAAGAAAGAAGCAAAGAAACUAAAAGACGAACUUGGAUGUCGAAUCUACUCUGUUCAGGCUCUCAACAACUCUAUGAGUACUUCAUUCUAUCGUGAGCUGGCUAGUCUGACCAAUGGCUACCAUCUACAUCUGGACCAGUUUGCGUCCAUUGUGCAGUUCAUAAUGGCCAUUUGCUUCAGAGAACAAGGCAUGGAACAGCUCCAGGCAUAUGAAGAUGAAACGAGAAGUAAAGGCAGUGGAGUAAAUAGAUCACUCCAUAAACUGUUUGACACAUUGGCGGGUCGAGAAACAGCUUUCACGGGAGGUGAAUCGUCCGAUGGGCUAACUCCAGUGCACUCAGGACGAUUCCAAGUACUUGAUGUGGAUGAGCGACAGGAUAUCAAGAGUUUUGUGCAGAAAAAUAGUCUUGUUUUCAAAACUGGUCGAGGAUUCUACGAGUUUACAAAAGCAGAGAAAAUAUCCGACAAAAAAGAAGUUGUUCUUAUUGACAAGGUGACGGGAGACACCUUUACAGGCCCUGAAGCUUGCAAUGUGAUUGGUGCUGGUGGGGCAAGCCGCAUCAAGCCAACCUGUCUCGACAAGUGGAGGGUGUUUGUGCAAAGCACCUCCUACAACAGAGUGCUUAUGCCCAACACAGGUUUUCUCUAUGAGGUGGACCCUGAACAUUAGUGCAGUUGCACGUUUGUAGGCAAUUAGUUCAGUUUAGUUUUUUAUAACAACCAGUUCUUGCAUGUUGUAUUAAAGUGUUCAGUUCACCGC